ACAUUUGAUGUCAAAAACCAGUAUUGCCAUCUGAAGGACUUUAAUCACCGCCUACUCUAAUUUAUUUAUUUUUUUGAUCGCACGGUAGUUUACAGUGAACUUUUUGAAAUGACAAAAAAUACUGACCGAAAUUUUAACUCCGCAACUGUACUAUCGGCGUCAAAAAAAUUGAAACACCAACAUUAAUCAAGUAAAAAAAAUAUUUAUUUAUUCAUUUUUUAAGUAAAAAAACGUAUGUAUCAAGCACAUCCACGUUUUACCAAAAAAGGCUUAUUUACUUCAACAGUUUUUUAAAAGUUGAAUUUUCUUUUCUAUUCUUAAAAAAAAGUGAUAUUCUUAUCGUAAAAGGAGUCAAUAAAAUGAUUUAAAAGUGCGAUUAUUUGUUUAAUAUUUAUUACAUUAAUAUGUAAGUUUCAUCAAAUUUGGGUUGCAUUUAAUUUAAAUUUAAUUCAGCUCAUUAAUACUGGUGCCAUAAAUCAAAAAAAAAAAAAAUUAUCUUAAAAUCAACUUGAGCCUGUUUAAAAGUGAAAAUAACGUUUGUAAAAAAAUUAAAAAAAAUUCUUCAAAAACAGCUGAUAACUUAGUAUUUAUCAAGUGACAUGAGCCAUGCCCCCACCUGUGGUGCCCACCUGUUACAUCACAAACCGAGACAACCCCAUAUCUUUAUCUCUUACUCUCCUAUUACAAAAGUGUAACUUAAAGCAAGUAAUUGCGUAACACAUUACGUAACAGAAAUAAACAAACCAAUAACAAACCAGCAAUGCAUGCAAUUGACCAAUCCUUAUUUUUGUCAUUAUUGGUGAAUCCUCACCAAAGUGGUGUGAAAUGCCACUGUUAUCAUCGGAUUUAGUGAUAAAAAUCUGUAAAUAUUGACACUGUGUGAUACUGAUACCAUGUGAGUUGUGUUUGUGCCAAUUAUCAAAAGAUCCAACAAUGGAACAAGACUGGUUCUUCUAUUCCAUCACUCUUUUCACAUUUUCAGUGAUUUUCGCUUUUUGUUACAUCCGUCACGUGUAUACAUUUUUCGAAAGAAAGCGAAUUCCAAAGGCAGGCUAUCCCACUUUUCCUUUCGGACACCUCUACAAUGUUCUUUUCGAAAAAGUGCCUAUUUUUAUGCAAUUGUGGAAGUUCUACAAUCGAUUUAAAAGGAAAAAAUGCAAGUUUGGUGGUUUUUACAUGUUUCUAAAACCAGCGAUAAUGAUUGUGGAUGCGAAACUAAUCCAAUUAUUUUUUACUGAUGUUUUUGAAAAUGAAGAAAGAAAUGAUUUGGACACUGAGUUUUGUGAAGAAAUGUUAUGCAGUGUUUUGAAAAGUGUGCAAAAAGUUUGGCCGGAAGUAGGACAAAUUGGCGAAAAGGAAAUUAAUUUUACACAAAUUUUGGGCAAGGAAUUUGUCGAAUUGUGCAUGCAAGAAUUUUUUUCGACUCAAUUGUACGAAAUAAAAAGGCCAAGUAUUUUCCCACUUUUCCGAAAAUGUGUUUCUUUGACUUACCCACAAUUAUGCAAGAGUAAGGCAUUUCGUAAAAAAAUAUUGGAAGAAAUAGUCAAAAGACGAAAGAAAACCAAUUUGAAAGAAGACAAUGUUCUGCAAGUGCUUCAGAAAAAUGGGUUUUCACCUAGUGAUACAGUUGAUUUUAUCUUAAAUCUUGUGGACUAUUUGGAAAAAUCGAACAAUUUAAUUCUUUUCACACUGUAUGAAUUGAGUCUCAACAGGGAGAUACAGGAUGAUUUAAGAGGAGAAAUAUUACGAUUUAGAAAAAAUAAAGGCACUUUUACGUACACUGAAUUGAAACAGUUGACUUAUUUAGAAACAGUUAUUUGUGAAACGUUAAGAAAAUAUCCAAUCAAACCUUUUGUAAAUAAGAUUUGUAAAAACAGUUUUGAACAAAAUGAUAUGAAAUUUGAUAAAAAUCAAACAGUAUUUUUAUCCAUAUUUGGGAUUCAUCACGAUGUUGACAAUUAUAUUAAUCCUGAAUUAUUCGAUCCUGAUCGGUUUUCGGAAGAAAAUGAAAUGUUUAUCGAUUCGAUCAAAUAUUUACCAUUUGGACACCAAAUAAAAAAUGAUUUUGAUUCUCUUUAUGUCAAGUUAAUUAUGAAAUUGGUUCUAAUAGAACUCCUUUCAAAAUAUGAAUUUUCAUUGGGAAAAAGAGCACCGAAAUGUGUUACGUUCGAUGAAAACUUUUUUGAAAUCAAAUCGAAAGAGGACAUGUGGUUGAAAAUAAAAAAAGUUUGUAAUUAAUUUCUGUUUAUUAAAAUUGUAUUCGAAAUGUAA
This is a messenger RNA of Tribolium madens (black flour beetle), 2271 nucleotides long. Its product is annotated as cytochrome P450 6j1-like. Lineage: Eukaryota; Metazoa; Arthropoda; Insecta; Coleoptera; Tenebrionidae. The transcript is spliced from 3 exons. Gene Ontology annotation, molecular function: monooxygenase activity; heme binding; iron ion binding. The record is from RefSeq and is a predicted model, not a curated record. The coding region runs from base 934 to 2238 and encodes 434 amino acids.